Molecule: messenger RNA, 1071 nt
Organism: Pseudozyma flocculosa PF-1
Lineage: Eukaryota; Fungi; Basidiomycota; Ustilaginomycetes; Ustilaginales; Ustilaginaceae
Exons: 3
Coding region: 1-1071 (356 amino acids)
Source: RefSeq, a predicted model, not a curated record
AUGGCAUCCUCACCCUCCCCUCUUCCUGCUACCCCUUCGUCCUCCUCGACGACCAGCACGACCGCCAACGCUGGCGAAGAAGGCUACCUCUCCGCCUUUGUCCCCACCAUGCUGACAGACCUGGUCCAGAGCGCCGCCGACCUCGUCCACCAGGCCUCGGAAAUGGUUCAGCAGGCCCACGACAUGAUGGUCGGUCCUCCAGCGCCCGUGGGCAAGGAAGCGCCGCCGCCCGCCCCCACGGCGGCCACCGAGGAGCCUGCCGACGCCGCCGAGGGCACCGAUGCACCGGCCUCGAAGCGAUCCUCGAUCCUCAGCGUGCUCACCACCAAGAUGCUCAACCUCGGCUCCGUCACGGCAGAGCCCGAGACCGGCGCCGCUCCUGCCACCUCGCCCGCCUCCGCCGCUGCACCUUCUCCGGCGCCCGGUUCACCCUCCGUCUCCAGGGCGCGGCCUCUGCACCCGCUGCGGACCGCCUCGCCGGCGCCCUCGACUUCGAGCACCGUCUCGCGCCAGCUGACGGCCGAGGGCACGCCCUUCUCCGACGACCCGCUCAUCUCGGCCAUGCAGCGCAUCCCCGACGGUCCCAGCAGUGCCUCGUCGGUGUCGCUCGUGUCGUCGUCUUCGUCGUUUGCCAGGUCCGCCUCGCCCUCGUCGCCGUACAGCCUGCAGAAGAGCGACACGUUUUCCUCGAUCGCGUCGAGCGUCGUCUCGACCGACGACGACGGCGUAGAGAGGUGCCAGGCCUGCUCGUGCAGGCGCGGCUGCAGGACCUGGCACCUCUCCCUCCCUCCACCCGCAGCGCAGGACGAGGACAAGGAGAACAAGGCAACGGCAGCAGCGACCGAGGCGCCGGCGCAGGCGCAGGCGGCGGCCGAGGGUGGCGGCAAAUCCGAGGACCGGGCAAAGAACGGCGACGACGAGGCCGACGCGGCCAAGCCGCACACGUGCCCGUGCAACCACCAUCUGACCAAGCUGAGGAAGCGCACGUCGUCGUCGCACCACUUCCACCGCAUCCAGCAGGUCGUCAAGGGCACCAAGCGGGUCGCCCGAGACAUCCGCAACGUCCUCUGA